CCCCUCACCCCGGCUUCCCCUCCUCCCGUCCUCCCUCGCCCCGCAUGCUCCCGGCUUGCCGCCUGCAGGAUGAGUUCCACCCGUUCAUCGAGGCGCUGCUGCCUCACGUCCGCGCCUUCUCCUACACCUGGUUCAACCUGCAGGCGCGGAAGCGCAAGUACUUCAAGAAGCACGAGAAGCGGAUGUCGAAGGACGAGGAGCGGGCGGUGAAGGACGAGCUGCUGGGCGAGAAGCCCGAGAUCAAGCAGAAGUGGGCAUCCCGGCUGCUGGCCAAGCUGCGCAAAGACAUCCGGCCUGAGUUCCGAGAGGACUUUGUGCUGACCAUCACCGGCAAGAAGCCCCCCUGCUGCGUGCUCUCCAACCCCGACCAGAAGGGCAAGAUCCGGCGGAUUGACUGCCUGCGCCAGGCCGACAAGGUGUGGCGGCUGGACCUGGUCAUGGUGAUUUUGUUUAAGGGGAUCCCCCUGGAAAGUACUGAUGGGGAGCGGCUCUACAAGUCGCCCCAGUGCUCGAACCCCGGCCUCUGCGUCCAGCCACAUCACAUUGGAGUCACAAUCAAAGAACUGGAUCUUUAUCUGGCUUACUUUGUCCACACUCCAGAAUCCGGACAAUCAGAUAGUUCAAACCAGCAAGGAGAUGCGGACAUCAAACCACUGCCCAACGGGCACUUAAGUUUCCAGGACUGUUUUGUGACUUCCGGGGUCUGGAAUGUGACGGAGCUGGUGAGAGUAUCACAGACUCCUGUUGCGACAGCAUCAGGGCCCAACUUCUCACUGGCAGACCUGGAGAGUCCCAGCUACUACAACAUAAACCAGGUGACCCUGGGGCGGCGGUCCAUCACCUCCCCUCCUUCCACCAGCACCACCAAGCGCCCCAAGUCCAUCGACGACAGCGAGAUGGAGAGCCCUGUGGAUGAUGUCUUCUAUCCUGGUACAGGCCGCUCCCCAGCAGCCGGCAGCAGCCAGUCCAGUGGGUGGCCCAACGAUGUGGACGCAGGCCCGGCUUCUCUAAAGAAGUCAGGAAAGCUGGACUUCUGCAGUGCCCUCUCCUCUCAGGGCAGCUCCCCGCGCAUGGCUUUCACUCACCACCCGCUGCCUGUGCUUGCUGGAGUCAGACCAGGGAGUCCCCGGGCCACAGCAUCAGCGCUGCACUUCCCCUCCACAUCCAUCAUCCAGCAGUCGAGCCCGUACUUCACGCACCCGACCAUCCGCUACCACCACCACCACGGGCAGGACUCGCUGAAGGAGUUUGUGCAGUUCGUGUGCUCGGACGGCUCAGGCCAGGCCGCCGGACAGCAUUCGCAACGACAGGCGCCUCCUCUGCCAACCGGUUUGUCAGCAUCGGACCCCGGGACGGCAACUUUUUGAACAUCCCACAGCAGUCUCAGUCCUGGUUCCUCUGAUAAGAUCGACAAAAAGCAAUGACAAAAUGUAAAGAAGAGGUUCCUCAAACGGGGGGAGAAGAAAUUUUGAGACGUGGAAAAAUCCCCCGGCCCAGCCCCACCGAAAAGCAAAAAUUAGACGUCGUCAGCCACUCAGCCCUUGUCUCCUCCAGCCCGGGGAGCUCUGCAGGCCCCCAGAAGCAGCCCAGUUCUCGGAGAGCCCUCGGAAGAGGUCUCGGUGGAGCUGUGCACCAGCAGCCAAGCAGAAAGAAACCUGCAAAUGGACUCUGUCAAAGUAGAGGACAGCAAGAAAGAAAGGAUGCAGCAGAACUGCCUUUCUCCCCACCCUACCCUGCCCCGUCCUUCCGGGGAAGGAACAAAAUCAACCCAACAAAGCGACCAGCACAGUUCUAAAGGGGCCUGUCCUCCACCC
Molecule: messenger RNA, 1814 nt
Organism: Odobenus rosmarus divergens (Pacific walrus)
Lineage: Eukaryota; Metazoa; Chordata; Mammalia; Carnivora; Odobenidae
Gene: NFIX
Product: nuclear factor I/X (CCAAT-binding transcription factor)
Exons: 9
Coding region: 45-1367 (440 amino acids)
Biological process (GO): regulation of transcription by RNA polymerase II
Cellular component (GO): nucleus
Molecular function (GO): DNA-binding transcription factor activity, RNA polymerase II-specific; RNA polymerase II cis-regulatory region sequence-specific DNA binding
Source: RefSeq, a predicted model, not a curated record